UGGCUGCAUAAUUACAGACAGAACAAUUGUACCACUCAGCACUUGCCAGGAAGGGGCGCCAGAGGACAAAUCCUUCAUAUGGCGGCUGACGCAAUGGAGACAAAGGGACAAUUUAUUGACAAGUUAUUGGCCAAUAGGUCAGCACGGAGCAUUCCCUGUAGCAGCAAUGAAUACCGGUAUAAGGGGGUGUGCUGCCAAUACUGCCCGGCAGGCACACAUGUCUCUACGCACUGCAGCCAGAACCACGGACAUGGAACCUGUAACCCUUGCACGCCGGGGACGAAGUUCACCGCUUACCCCAAUGGAAUGGACGCCUGCUUGAGCUGCCGGGUCUGCAGGCCGGAAGAUGAAGUUCGGGUGGCAGAGUGUACUCCGACCUCAAAUACCAUGUGUCGGUGCAAAGAGGGGACUUACUGUAUUCCAGAUGACAACUGCGACCUCUACUGUACCCCAUGCCAGAGCUGCCCUGAAGGUCAGUAUAUGAAACAUUCAUGCACAGUUACAGCAGACACCGUAUGUGAAAACCCUGGUGAGGUUAAUCCUGCCGUAGACUCCACCACCGUGCUGAUUAUAGUGGUGCCCAUCGUUUUUAUUGCUCUCCUCGUGAUCAUCAUUCUGGGCUUUGUUCUCUGGAAAAAGAGACAGAAAGAUAAAGAGAAACAGUGUGGAGCAGGAGAUACAGAGGAGCAUCUGUUAGAUAAUGGGGCAGAAGCCAGUAACGCCGGCGUCCCACCUCCAGAUACUGGGAUCAGCUGUUCACCAUUUUCCGGUCAGCCUGGCCUGGAGGAAGGACGGAACCUGUGUGAUGAGGAUUCCAUUCCACUGAGCCAGGUAGAUGAAGGACACCGUGUCACAGAGCGGACUGAUCUCCAUCGCUGUGUUGAGAACCUGCCUGAACAUGGAGACGAGGAAGACCACCAGCUGAGUGCUGCAGGAGGCACUGAAGAAAGUUAUGCAGGAGGCACUGCGGAACAAGCUCACACGUCUGAGAGCUGCAGUUGUGUCAGAUCUGAUGCCAGAUGCACAGCGCCCCUGACUGACCAGGAAUGGCUGCAAUGUUACAACUCCCUGAAGAAUAGCGUCCCACCGUCUAGAUGGAAAGAGCUGAUGCGAAACGUUGGUCUGACGGACAUCGACAUAGAACACAUCGCUCUGGAUCACAAUGAUACACAUGAAAAACACUACCAGAUGUUCCUCCUCUGGCGGAAUCAAUCAGGGCGACAGGUUUCCAUGGUCUCUGUGUUCCGUGCGCUGGACAAGAUGAAGCUGGGGGGCUGCAGAGAGAAUAUAGCAAAUGAAAUAAAAAGCAAAGGAAUACGAGUAUGAGACCCUUACCGCCGGACUGUUUACAUGAACACCUCCGUCUGCCCGUCCUGUUGUGCCGUUCCCGAGAGAGAAAUGUAUGCAUGACAGCCGCACGAUCAGCAAUCAUCUGCACUCGAAUAAUACAUUUCCGUUUUGUAUAUAUUGCUAUUGUAUAUAGAAUAUGUAUACACAGUAUGUUCAGUGAACACCCCAAGCUGCGUCUUACUGUGAAUAUUGGGGGAUUAAUGCUGCUCAAUCUCUCCUUUAGGGAGUGUGCAUUAAAUGCCAACAAUGCCUUUUAAAGCAGCUUGUACUAUUGGCUAGGAUGCGUCUGCAGGCAGUCAAUAGGACUGUACCCCUACUGCCCCCUAGAGGUCAUAUAUGGGCUAGUCAUCGGCUAAGCUUGCACAGCUGUUUUAGGAUAAAUUGCAGUUUGAUGCCCUGUACAAGGUUUGGGGAAAAUUCUCAGAGGACCAGUGUUACAAGAUUGUGUUACACUGAGAUAUACCGGCCAGGGCAUGGGGGUGGGAGAUGUGCUUUAUACACUGUCGAGUCACAUUAUAACCACCUACAUUUGACGUCGGCAACACGUAGGUCAUGAAGUGCGUCACGUGUUGUGCGCUGGCUGGGUGGGUAUAUCAGGUGUGCGAUGGGCGGUUGGCACACAUAUCACUCGUUGCUGUCAUGGGUAAAAGGAGCGAUUUAUCAGAGUUGCAGGAAAGGAUGAUUAUUGGCUCUCGGGCCAAAGGUGACAGUAUUUGACACAGCGCAGUGUGUGACCGGUCUGCGUACUGCUGCGGUGAAGGUGUAUCGUGACUGGACAAAUGGCACCAUUGCGACUAACCGACGUGGAAACUGUGCAGCACCUCAUGCCAUUAAUGUGACAGGGGAACAUCGGCUAUGAAGAGGCGUGAAGGCCGACUGAUGCGCUACAGCGGAGCAGCUCACCGUCACAAUGUACCCGGGGGGGUUACCAGACGUGUCUAAAGCAACAGUUCCGUCCGUCUCGCUGCUCUCCGCGCUGCACACGGCGGUUACUCUGCUAUUAGCUGGUGGUCAUUAUAACGUGACUCCACCGUGUAUACUGGCAGCGCAUACUAGCAGAUUAUAGAACAACUCCCAUGUUAGGGGUAGCAUUAAAAAAAAAACUGCACUAUUUGUUCAUUAUUUUCAUAUCGUUGUGCAAAGAGUUGUUGUGUUAUAUAUCUAUGAUAUUUGUGUAAUCUCUCCAUGUGGAGUGAAGUGUUCCCAGGCACGCUGACCCUCAGCAUUACACAAUAACCCCUGUGCGGCUCUGUGGAAGAGUUAUGGCGUUACAUUAUGUAACCAUCAGAGGUUACGUUGCUGCUUGGAUGCCUUGGAAAACGCAAUGGUACAGCCGGGCAGUCACCGCCUUCUCUUAACUUAUAUGUGGCGCUCUAUUUAUCAAAGCUAUCUAAGCCCUAUGUCUUUUUUUAUUCCUAUUUAUUAAAUGCUUGCAGUGGGGAGUAUCCCUGGCAGUACCCGCCGCUGGGGCUCUCAGAGGAAUGCCACCCCAUGCUUCGCGAGUACCGCUGCUGUCCUCUGAUCACCGCCGUCGUCUCAGGGUGGCGGUAACUGAGAUCAGGACAGGGAAAAAAUGUUUUAUUAAUUAAAAAAUAAUAAUUUCCUUAAGGAAAGCAAAAUAUUAAUUAAUAUAUUUAUUUUAUAAUAUCUCCAGGUCUGACCUUCCAGUGCAAUGUGCAGGUACGGACAGAUAAAGCCAGGACAGGCGGUUGGAGGGGUAAGCGGUCCUCUGACUGCUGUCAGCCAUUGUUACCAGCUCACUCAGCUGUGAUAUUUUAAUAGUAAAUUGGGCCAUUUAAUUGUUUUCUCGGAACCCGUGUGCAAUGGGCGUCCGACGGAACUAUUCAAUUGUUGCAGAUCGGGCACACGUGCAUUAGGCGCCAUUAUUUCUGCUUGCACCCUCCAGAGCUGACAAGCAGAAAUGUGGGGAAAGUCAUGCUUGUGGGCAUUUGGGUACGACAACUGCGACAAAUGUAAUUGGCACUUACAGCACUCCUGCACAUUGGCAAAACAAUUCAAUAGCUCCGUUGGGUGCACAAAUCACAAUUGAAUUCAACACUAUGAAGCUAGAUUUUUAUUUAAUUACAGUGAUAGAAACUCUUUCUUAUUGCGCAGUAUUAAUGAAUGGGCCAUUCAUUAAUACUGCCAAUGUGACGUUUGUACUGCUCUAUUCCGAUAGGCCCAUGAGAUUGACUAAGCGGAUCGUUCAAAGUGUGCUCUUAAUUCCUCCCAGCAGCAGUGUUCUGCGUGAUAAAUACGCCCUAACCUCGCCCGCCAUUAUACUGUGCCUCGAGCUGUCACUGCAGGCUGCGCUGUAGGCGAGGACUUGUCAGAAGGGAUCCAUGUAAUAUACAUUUAUUGUAUACAUUAUGGGCUACCGGUAUUCAGGCACGUUUACCAGGAUUUAGGAACAAGCGCUGAGCGGAUUACACUAGUGCUUGUGUAUGAGCCAUGGGGAAUAUGUGCACUGAAAAGCAAUGUAUUAUUUUGAUAUAAACUCCUGAACAAAGUCCUGUCUUCUACUUGUGCAAAUGUAACGCGUAAUCCUAUUACCCCCAAUGAUAUUCCUAACGGUAUUAGUAACUGGUCAUUCCUGCUCCCAUCUCCGAACCUGUCCCCACUACUUCUGUAUUAGUUCCUUCCUGUAGGUACAGUCAGGAUCAUAACUACAUCCUGUAGGUACCAAUGUAUGGUGAACAAAUACAGACCUUCAUCUCUAAGCCCUAUAAACAGCACAGACCCUCUAUGAAGGACAUAUACGAUGUUACUAUGAUCAGAAGGACUAGCUGACAGAUUUUGGGUACUAGCAAUUUCCUAGUAUAAUAAUAAUUCUGGGAUAGGGAUACAUUUCCUAAUAUAGCGUCUAAUAUAAUGCACAGUGCACUUACAGUACAUACUUAUUGUAUAGGUAAAUUGCAUACGUGUGAAAGCUGGUCUGGUCGUAAAUAAAGAAACAGGAAGAGAUUAAAGCACAUCCCUCAUCUGUGUACAGUGGAGACAUUUGUGGGCAGAACCGUCUCAAUGAUUGUACUAUUCCCUAGAGAAUUAGUUAUUGGUUCUGUCAACAACAAAAUGGCUGCCUCCACUACAUGGGUACACCAACGUAAAGAAAUGAGACUGUGGUGUUUUAUCAUGCAUCCUAGCAAGAUGGGGGUAAAUUUACUAAGGUGGGAGAUUUUUAGAACUGGUGAUGUUGCCCAUAGCAACCAGAUUAUAUCUAUUAUCUGCUAGAAGCAGCUAGGUAAAUGGUAAGUAGAAUCUGAUUGGUUGCCAUGGACAACAUCACCAGUUCUAAAAAAUCUCCCAUCUUAGUAAAUUUACCCCAUGGUGUCAAACAUUUGUUAGCCAUGUGCAAUGCCAAGCGAUCUGUUGUCAGAUUCCGGUGAUAUAGUGUCACCGCGGUAGGUGGCAUUACGCAGCCUGUUUAGAGAAAUGUACUGAGCAGUGAUGAAGAAGACUAAGCCGCCAUGUACGCAGAUACAGCAGCUGCCGUUCGGCGGGCACAUGCUAAGGCAGCGUAAGUAAAAAUGACCAGCCGAACUUUAACACUGUGAAUUGAGGGCUUUCCUAGUACCGUGGUGAUGGAUGCAUCAGUGUUUACAUAAGAUCUGAAAUAAAAUUAUAAAUGUUUCCAAGAAA
Molecule: messenger RNA, 4989 nt
Organism: Pseudophryne corroboree (corroboree frog)
Lineage: Eukaryota; Metazoa; Chordata; Amphibia; Anura; Myobatrachidae
Product: tumor necrosis factor receptor superfamily member 1A-like
Exons: 11
Coding region: 79-1326 (415 amino acids)
Biological process (GO): necroptotic signaling pathway; negative regulation of apoptotic process; motor neuron apoptotic process
Cellular component (GO): membrane raft; external side of plasma membrane; CD95 death-inducing signaling complex
Molecular function (GO): tumor necrosis factor receptor activity; protein binding
Source: RefSeq, a predicted model, not a curated record